AUGCGCCGGCGUGGGGAAGCGGGCAUCAAACAAGCCCAAUAUUUCGGCUUAUCCAUGCUGCUGCAGGCUGACCUGGUCGCCCAUCUCGUCCUUCUCGUCUUCUCUUCGUCUCUUCUUCUCUUCGUCUUCCGUCAUGUCCUCCGCGCCAGCCAUGCCAAAAUAAGACACCGACGACCCCAGAGGAGAGGAGAGGAUAAGAGACGAGAGGCGAGAGCAGAAGUGAGGAAGAGAGAAGGACGAGAGGACAAGAGAGAGAAGAUGCAGUCUGAAGAAUCGGAGGCCUACAAGAAUGGCAGCCCGAAGAUGAAGCGGACGUCGAACGGCCAGAUGAAGCGCGUCUCGAGAGCCUGCUACAACUGUCGCCGUCGCAAGUCCAAGUGCGACCUAGACAGCAACGGGCGUCCCGGCCAGCCGCCGUGCAAGCGCUGCCACAACGAGAACCUCAAGUGCGAGCUGGGAACCUCCAACCGCGGCGGGAAACGCAUCAGGAACACGAUCAAGGCCUCUGCCAGCGCAUUGGGCUCGUCCAACGCCGUGCCACCGCCGACCAGGCCGCUGGAAACGUCCAUCAGCCCGCAGAGCACCGAGAACUACAACCACAGCAGAUACAUCUCCCCCUACAACGACCACGACCGCUACGGCCCGUCCGAGGGGCCCCGGGACACCUCCAUCGAGGACGACGACGACGACGACGACUCGACCGGAGAGAGCGCGAUCGACUCGGGCGUCCCCAGGAACCCGUCGGAUGCGUGGCAGCGGCUCACGAACGUGGCCAAGCGAGGUACGGAUGUGCCCAAGGUGGAAGACGGCGCCGAUGGCUUGAUACGCACCAACGGACACGGCGUCAAGAAGGGCAUCUUCGCCUACCGUCUGGUCGAGAACGAGCUGUUGACACACGGCUUCGUCAUGCAGCUCAUCACCCGCUACGCCGAGAACUAUCACUGCUAUUUCCCCCUGGUGCCGCGCAAGUACUUCAACCGGGCCUCCCUCGACCAGUUCGCCUCGGAGGAGAAACAUCUGCUCACGGCCGUGCUCACCGUUGCCUCCAAGGACCUGACCAGCAUGCCCCAGGUCCACCAGGGAUGCUCAAAGUACAUGCUCGAGCUGAUCUCCGGCGUCGCGGCCGGCACCGACUGCGACGUCGAGGCGGUCGAAGCUCUGCUCAUACUGGCCGAGUGGGAGCCGCAGGGCCUCCGUCCGUCUAUCGAGCCCGUAGGCCGCGGCGAGGAGGACCGGGCUGCGUGGAUGCACGUCGGUAUCGCCUUGAGGUCGGGCUACUUCCUCGGUCUGGAUAAGACGUCCUUCCGCAACGAUGCAACGACCGGUGACAGCCAGACCGAUAACCGCAAACGGCUGGCCUGGGCGAGCUGCUAUGUGUCCGACAGGCUGAUAUCCGUGCGGAUAGGGCGGGCGUUUUGGUCGAGAGGCCCCGGGCCCAUGACGGGUCUGGUCAGCCAUGAUUUCCCGUCGUUGCAACCUCAGAACCCGCAGGAUGAGGACUACUCGAAGAUCUUCCAGGCCAUCCUCGACCUGACGCAGCUAUAUGGGAAUGUCCAUGAUGUGCUGUAUUCCGGCAUGCGCACGAGCAGGAAUAUGAUGCUCAUGGGCGACUACGUAAAGUACGUCGAUGAUUUCAGAGUCGCCAUUUCUCGAUGGUACCGUCUAUGGGGUAACAUGGAGUGCUCGUCAAAUCUGAAUGUGAUGCUUCAGAUGUCCUAUGAGUAUCUGAAGCUGUAUACAAACGCCUUUGCCUUCCAGGCUGCCAUCUCGCAGGCCCUGCACAAACCGAAGAGUGAUUCUGUCAGCCAGCGAGACCACCUUCGCGCUGCAUUUAGCAAUGUAGCCUCCAUGCAGGAUUCGCGGUUCAUCUAUGAAUCGGUCGAGGCAGCCAAGUCGUAUCUAACCAUCUUGAACAACUACGUCGACCCGGAAAGACAUCUACAUUUCAUGCCCCUGAGGUUCUACCUAUAUAGCAUAUAUGCUGCAGUCUUUCUGUACAAGGCACGUUCGUUCGGCGUCAUGAACCAGGCAGAAGAAUCCGUCAUCCGCAAGAUGAUCAACGAAACGAUAAACCGACUACGCAGGGCCAGCGCGAGCCCCGACGACGUUGGCUACCGCUACGCGCGACUGCUAGAGCUGCUCUGGAAGCCAAAGGGCCUCUCCAGCUCUACCCUCCCCCCUACAACAAAUGGCAUCACCACCACCAGUAACAACAACAACAUCUACGCCAGUCCCAGCACCAAUCCCAACGCCAACGCCAACCCAAAUGCCGGCAUCAGCAACAGCAACAACAUCAACAGCACCGAUAUCAAUGCCGUGCAAGAACCCCAACCACCCAACGAUAUGCCCCAAACCGGCUCAACGACAUGCCUGCCGGAACCGACGUAUAUGCAGUUCAGUCCCGCGAACGACUUCUCCUGGCUCGACCUGGAAGCUGUAGGCGACUUUGUAUCUGGCGAUGGAGUGGCUACGGGCCCUAGCAUGCUCGGAUUAGAAUGUUUUCAAGGCCUAGAGACGGGAUUACAAGCUGAGAAUCAUGAUAAUGGAACACAGCUGUAUCCGGGCUGGAUGAAUGUGAACGAGAUCCUCCUCUUUUAG
Molecule: messenger RNA, 2598 nt
Organism: Arthroderma uncinatum
Lineage: Eukaryota; Fungi; Ascomycota; Eurotiomycetes; Onygenales; Arthrodermataceae
Exons: 6
Coding region: 1-2598 (865 amino acids)
Biological process (GO): DNA-templated transcription; regulation of DNA-templated transcription
Cellular component (GO): nucleus
Molecular function (GO): DNA binding; zinc ion binding; DNA-binding transcription factor activity, RNA polymerase II-specific
Source: RefSeq, a predicted model, not a curated record